AGCAUGUCGAUAGUUUUCAUUGUGGGUGCAGUGAGUUAACAGAUGAGCACUAAUCGGGAUUACCCAAAAUACAACAUAAACAAAAAUCUACAGCAUUACCAAGAGAAACUAGACAACAGAAAAAGAAGAAAUACGAGGACUGGCUGCUUGACAUGGAUUGUCCAGACAUCUGCCAUACAGUACUUUUCAAGAGGACUUAAGAGUGAUACUUUUUUUAUUCAAUUAGAUGAUUUUAAACACAUUAGAUAUAUCUUCUUUAAAUUAGGAAUUGGAAUCGGUUCUGAAUCGGAUCACUACAUCAUUUUUAAUUUUUUUUUUUUUUUACGAAAACCAAACAAAAGUGGAAUGUGAUCGCACGUAUUGGAUGUAUAUUGGAUUUAUAAAGGUGAAUUAGACACCGCGUCUGGACGACAUUAUAAAAGUAAAAUAUGGGGAAUAUUGAGAGUGUGGACGGGCAAUCUGAGAUGAAGCAUCAUUUAAUGCCAAUGAAAGUUCCCAUGCCUGAGCCAACAGAGCUGGAAGAAAGAUUUGCCAUUGUUUUGAACUCUAUGAACCUGCCUCCAGAUAAAGCACGUCUCCUCCGGCAGUACGAUAAUGAGAAGAAGUGGGACCUCAUCUGUGACCAGGAGCGUUUCCAAGUGAAGAAUCCUCCACAUACAUACAUCCAGAAACUACGUGGAUAUUUAGACCCAAAAGUCACACGCAAGAAAUUCCGCAGGAGGGUUCAGGAAUCCACCAAAGUCCUGCGAGAGCUGGAGAUAUCGCUGAGAACCAAUCACAUAGGGUGGGUUCGUGAGUUCCUCAAUGAUGAGAACAGAGGCCUGGACAUCCUGGUGGAGUAUCUCUCCUUCGCCCAGUGUGCCGUCAUGUUGAAUUUUGAAGGGCUGGAGAAUGGUGAGGACUUUUCGCUGGACAAGGCUAAGUCCUGGAGCAGGUCCAUUGAGGAUCUGCACCAGAACGGUUGUAAUACACUGGUGCGCUCUGCUCGACAAUCCGUCCUCCGUUAUGGCUCAGCUGCCAACAGCAAGACCAUCAAGAACUCCAGACUAGUCAGUCAAAAGGAUGAUGUGCAUGUGUGCAUCAUGUGCCUCCGAGCAAUCAUGAACUAUCAGUAUGGCUUCAACCUCGUCAUGUCUCACGCGCAUGCAGUCAACGAGAUCGCCCUAAGUUUGAACAAUAAGAACCCAAGAACAAAGGCGCUGGUCCUGGAGCUGCUGGCUGCCGUGUGUUUGGUGCGAGGAGGCCAUGAAAUCAUCCUCUCAGCGUUUGAUAACUUCAAAGAGGUAUGUAAGGAGAAGCACCGCUUUGAGAAGCUGAUGGAGUAUUUCCGUAGUGAAGAUGGGAACAUUGACUUCAUGGUGGCUUGUAUGCAGUUCAUCAACAUUGUGGUCCAUUCGGUGGAGGACAUGAACUUCCGUGUACAUCUGCAAUAUGAGUUCACUAAGCUGGGGCUUGAUGACUUCCUGGAGAAAUCCAAGCACACGGAGAGUGAUAAGUUGUCGGUGCAGAUCCAGGCUUACCUGGAUAAUGUGUUCGAUGUUGGAGGUCUGUUGGAGGACGCUGAAACAAAGAAUGUGGCCCUGGAGAAAGUGGAGGAGCUGGAAGAACAUUUGUCACAUGUGAACGAGAAGCUUCAAGAUGUUGAAAAUGAGACCAUGAUGAAGGUAGCAGACCUGGAGAAACAGCUGUUACACAAAGACAAGGAACUGACAGCCAUAAAGGAGACGUAUGAGUCCACCAGCUCACAGGUGCACACACUGCGGCGAAUGAUUCAGGAGAAGGAUGCUGCCUUCCAGAGGCACAACAACAUCAAGAAGCAAUUGCUGGAGCUGGAGCAGCAGGGCACCAUCCGUUUACGCAAGCAGCCUGAUGGGGAUAUUGCUAUUGAGGCUCUGGGUGGAGGAGGACUUGUUGGUGGAGCAUUGGCUGGAGCAUCUCUGGGAGACCUGGGCUUACUUACUGCAAGCAUGAGUGGGAGUGGAGGUCAGGGUGUCACUUCACCUGCUCCUAUUGAAGCUGUUGCUCCACCUCCACCGCCGCCACCACCUCCACCUGCCCCGCCACUCCCUUCAGAAGUUGAGUGUGUUCCUAUUCCUCCUCCACCUCCUCCUCCACCACUGCCAGGAACAUCACCAUCAGUCAUCCUUAGUGUUGGCUUAUCAGCCAUACGCAUCAAGAAACCCAUAAAAACCAAGUUCCGCCUUCCUGUCUUCAACUGGACUGCACUGAAACCCAACCAGAUCAACGGCACCGUCUUCAACGAGAUUGAUGAUGAGCGUGUGCUUGAGGAGUUGGAUCUGGAGAAGUUUGAGGAGCUGUUCAAGACGAAAGCCCAGGGUCCUGUGGUGGAUCUGUUGAGCUCAAAGAGCAAGGUUCCCCACAAGCCUGUUAACAAAGUGCAGCUGCUUGAUGCCAAUCGCUCAAAGAACUUGGCCAUCACUCUGCGCAAGGCCAACAAGACCUCAGAGGAGAUUUGCAAAGCCAUUCAAACGUUUGAUCUGAAAGCCCUGCCAGUGGACUUUGUGGAAUGCCUGAUGCGGUUUCUGCCCACGGAGGCUGAGAGUAAACUGCUGCGUCAGUACGAGCGCGAGAGGAGACCUCUGGACCAACUCGCUGAGGAAGACCGCUUCAUGCUCCUGUUCAGCAAGAUUGAGCGGCUUACUCAGAGAAUGAGCAUCAUCACGUUUGUGGGCAACUUCAAUGAUAACGUCAACAUGCUGACCCCGCAACUCAACGCCAUCAUCGCCGCAUCCGCGUCAGUGAAGUCUUCUCCAAAGCUAAAGAAGAUUCUUGAAAUCAUUCUGGCCGUGGGCAACUACAUGAACAGUAGUAAAAGGGGCUCGGUGUAUGGUUUCAAACUUCAGAGUCUGGAUCUGCUGCUAGAUACUAAGUCUACUGACCGGAAGAUGACGCUGCUUCACUACAUUGCUCUGGUCGUCAAAGAGAAGUAUCCCGAAUUGACUACCUACUACAAUGAACUGCACUUUGUGGAUAAGGCUGCGGCAGUCUCCCUGGAGAACGUGUUGUUGGAUGUUAAGGAGCUGGGUAAGGGCAUGGAUCUGGUCAGGAGAGAAUGCAGUCAGCACGACCACGCUGUACUCAAGGGCUUCCUCCAGACCAGCGAUACACAGCUGGACAAACUACAGAAAGACGCCAAGACUGCCGAGGAGGCCUUCAACAAUGUGGUGCUUUACUUUGGGGAGAGUCCUAAGACCACGCCGCCCUCUGUGUUCUUCCCAGUGUUUGUACGGUUCAUCAGAGCCUACAAGGAGGCCGUGGAGGAAAACGAACAGAGGAAGAAGCAAGAGGAGGCCAUGAGAGAAAAACUACUGGCACAGGAGGCCAAACAGCAUGACCCAAAGGUCCAGGCUCAAAAGAAGCGCCAGCAGCAGCAGGAAAUGAUCGCAGAGCUCCGGCGUAGACAGGCCAAGGACCACCGGCCUGUAUAUGAGGGCAAAGAUGGCACCAUCGAAGACAUUAUCACAGUGCUGAAGAGUGUACCCUUCACAGCCCGCACGGCCAAACGGGGCUCUCGCUUCUUCUGCGAUACCAACCUCUUCGACGAGUCCAUCUGCUAGCCCCCCAAACCCCCCUCCCAAAAAAAAAUGCCCCUAAUGCCGCAGAUCUCCGAAGCCAGCCCUUCCUGCGAGCUGACGCUGUGAUCCGGAAUGGGUGGAAGAGACCCUAAAGACCCCUAACUCACUCACCCUCUGCUACUCUCCCCCCACUUUCUUCUGAAAUGGUAUCAUCCUGCAAUUCACAGUGACUGAGGGAAGUGCGGACCAAACCAGUCUUUGGUUUUAAGGGGGUGGGGAAGUUGAUAUUUAUUUAUGGAAAUCCUUUUUCUGCACUGGAGGCUCUUUCGAUAAAGCCGUAAAAGCACAGACAUUAAGGGCUGCCUCAUGAACGCUCGCGCACGCAAAUCUGAGGAGUGUCUGUAAAAGCUUGCGUUGGCACAGGAAAAAUGCUUGUUGUGGUUGACACACAGACAGCAGUAACACUAGCCUGCUGACCCUGAAGAGACAUCCAACGGGAUCUCACGCCCAUUAACGUGGAUUUCCUUUUACUGUGCAAUGUAAGCAUUACUUUCUGAGGUCACUGACUUUCAGGCCAGAGCCUGUUUUGUACAUCUCUUUAUUAACUAUGAACUCAAAUUAUUUGUUAAUCCUAUUCAACUACCUGGAACAGGCUAGUCUGUCUCCAGUAUUUUAAACCAGGCUAGUACUAUGGUUUGAAGAAGUGCCUUUCUUUUGAGUCAGUAUUAUGUCUUAUAGCCAAUAUUGAUGUAUCUCAGUUUAUACUUGUGUUACUUAAUCAUUAUGUGAUAUGUAAAUAUAUUCAUAUAUCCAAAAACGCAUUGCAACUUUAACAAAAGAGCCAGAACAAGUGCUCUAUUUGACUGACCAUGUGCCUUGUUUUGAUGGUGCCUUCAUGACCCAGCUUUCUAAAUGUCUAAAAAACAUUGUAUCAAAACAAAGAGUACAUAUGUUUAUGCCAUGCAGUGAAACUUCUCAGAGAAUAAUGCUCCGGUUUAUUCUUUACCCCACAGAUUUAUGUUGUAUAUAAAUGCAUUUUAAAAGAAUAUCCGAUGGGAAGCACUCCAGGAUUGUAAAGAUAUCAAUCUUUUGGGUGUGCAGUUUGUACUUGUUCACUCUAAACCAGUUGCCCAAGUUAGUGAAAUGAAGGACAGUCGACAUGGUUUGUGAGAAUUAAUUCAUUUGGCUUAAACCAACAAUUACGUUUUAUAAAAUGGAUUUUAUUAUAUAAUAUGGCCCUAAUCUAAUAAUUAUUCUCUUUGCACUAUCAUUGAAUAAGAGCCGAUUAUCCAACCAGCGACUUGAACUGAAGUGUCCGUUUUAUCAAUAAAAAUAAAAAAGGGACAUAUUACCAUAAGAUUCGAGCUCAAGAGAAGUGUCGAUGUAAAUUAAACACUAACAGUUUUUGUAUGUUCUUGGGAGUUAGUCCUUAGUCUGAUCUUUUUAUAUAUAUUUUGUCGGAUAUAAACUAAAUCAAGCCAUUUGGGAGAAAACACAAAGAACAAGAUGAAUGUACCAUAUUGAAAAAGUUAUUUGGUUGAAAUGGACCAGUGAAUGCAGAAGUUAACUGGAUAUUCUGUCGGAAUUUGCAAAUAAAAAUAUUUGAGACUCAA
Messenger RNA from Carassius auratus (goldfish), 5149 nucleotides. RefSeq names its product formin-like protein 3. Lineage: Eukaryota; Metazoa; Chordata; Actinopteri; Cypriniformes; Cyprinidae. Gene Ontology annotation, molecular function: actin filament binding; small GTPase binding. The record is from RefSeq and is a predicted model, not a curated record. Bases 429 to 3578 code for a protein of 1049 amino acids. The transcript has 27 exons. Gene Ontology annotation, biological process: cortical actin cytoskeleton organization; regulation of cell shape; cell migration. Gene Ontology annotation, cellular component: cytosol.